Molecule: messenger RNA, 645 nt
Organism: Plasmodium gallinaceum
Lineage: Eukaryota; Apicomplexa; Aconoidasida; Haemosporida; Plasmodiidae
Product: conserved Plasmodium protein, unknown function
Exons: 1
Coding region: 1-645 (214 amino acids)
Source: RefSeq, a predicted model, not a curated record
AUGGGUAAAGGCGCUGUUCAUCCAAAUGGUUCAAAUUUUUGCAGAUCUUUAAAAUAUAAUAUUGUUGAUAAAAUGAGAAUGUUAGUUGAAACUAAUUUAUAUGAAAGGCCAAGAUGGUUAGAAUGGUCAGAGAGAUCACCACCUAUGGAAAUUUAUAAUAUUAGUUUAAAAUCAAAAUUCAACAAUAAUAAAUAUAUUGAUUUGGUAAAAUUUUUAUUAAAAAAAUAUCCUCAUUUAAGAUUUCAAGAUUGUUUUGUUGAAGGUAAUAAUAAUAUAAAGGGGUAUGAUUUUUUUAGAAAUGAUCAUAUAGUUACACAAAUGGCUACUCAUCAACUGUAUUAUAUGAAUAGAGGAUAUGGAAAAAAAGAGGCUUUAGAAAAAGUUGAAAAAAUUUUUUAUAAUAGAAGAAUGGAGCUCGAAAAACAACAAAAAAUAAAUAUGUGUUUAGCGAUUGAUGAAAAAAUAAAACCUUUAUAUACUAAUGGAUACUCCUAUUUAUAUGAUAAAAUGGCUGAAAAUGAAAAAGCUCAUUUAAAUAUUAUACUAAAAAAAUUAAAAAAUAUGACCGAAAAGCUAAAAAAAGAAAAAAAAACAAAUGAUAAUAAUCUAAACCUUGAAAAAAAUGAAACCUCUAAAAAUUUAUAG